AUGCCUAUAUCUCUUGACCACAUCGCUAACAGGCCCGGUCUUAACGAAAUGCGGUUAGCAGCAAUACUUGGACAGAUCAUGAAUGGCAUAUCUAAGCAACGCCUAGAACAUAGCUCGUUGACUUGCUCGAAUAUUCUCGCUAAUCCUGAUAGGGAUGUUAAGAUUGCGGACUAUAAAUGUUGCCAAUUUCGCCCAUCAGAAAAAGCUGAACCUCGAGAUAUCAGAGCAUUAAGCUAUAUAACUAUGGAGUUAAUGCAGGGAUAUGCUAAAGGGGACGGAGCCGUUGGCGUGGACGACCCGGGUCGUUGGAACUCGGAUGCUGUCAGCGUCCUCUCGGCGACAACUUCGGCAACUUCAGUAGACGAGUUGAUGAAGCACCCUUAA
This is a messenger RNA of Mytilinidion resinicola, 384 nucleotides long. RefSeq lists its product as uncharacterized. Lineage: Eukaryota; Fungi; Ascomycota; Dothideomycetes; Mytilinidiales; Mytilinidiaceae. The record is from RefSeq and is a predicted model, not a curated record. Bases 1 to 384 code for a protein of 127 amino acids. The transcript has 4 exons.